UCGUCUCGUGUAUCGUGAGCCAUGUUUACGAAAAUCGGAAAGAAUUUGUUGCUCGUGACGAGUUUCAGUAAAUUUGCCAACGUUACAAACACUUUGAGACCCAUUUCGACGACUCCCCUUCGGUUUUGCGAUCACGGUGACGACAAUCCCGACGGCAAAGACAAGAAAAAGCCCGUCAAACCUGAAUUGGAUCGCACAAAAAUCAUUCCCGUCGAGACAAGUAUCCGGUAUUUGGCAAGUGAGGCAUAUAAAACGACUUACGGCACCGAACCAGUUUGGGUUCAGUAUCGUCGGAAUCACAAAGGUCAACUUGCACCACGAAAGACACGAAGAACUUGCAUUCGUGGAGGAGUAAUUUCCACGGGAUCGCCUUGUCCCAUUUGUCGUGAUGAAUAUUUGGUCUUGGAUUACAACAAUUUGGAACUUUUGAAGCAAUUUAUUUCACCUUAUACAGGAGACGUUCUGAGUUACAGUAAGACAGGAUUGUGUCAGAAGAAACAUCAACAACUGCUUGUGGCAAUUGAACGUGCACGCGAUCGUGGCCUUUUGACAUUCGAAUUGCCAUUCAGGGAGUACGAUUACUCCGAAUAUUACGGCAAGGAUUGGAAAAAGAAAGCCACAAGUGCUUAA
Culicoides brevitarsis is the source of this 630-nucleotide messenger RNA. RefSeq names its product small ribosomal subunit protein mS40 (gene mRpS18B). Gene Ontology annotation, biological process: mitochondrial translation. Gene Ontology annotation, cellular component: mitochondrion; ribosome. Lineage: Eukaryota; Metazoa; Arthropoda; Insecta; Diptera; Ceratopogonidae. The record is from RefSeq and is a predicted model, not a curated record. The transcript has 2 exons. The coding region runs from base 22 to 630 and encodes 202 amino acids. Gene Ontology annotation, molecular function: structural constituent of ribosome.